Molecule: messenger RNA, 675 nt
Organism: Zymoseptoria tritici IPO323
Lineage: Eukaryota; Fungi; Ascomycota; Dothideomycetes; Mycosphaerellales; Mycosphaerellaceae
Exons: 3
Coding region: 1-675 (224 amino acids)
Molecular function (GO): protein binding
Source: RefSeq, a predicted model, not a curated record
AUGUCAGAUGUCAGAUGCAAGGCGGUGGAGGUUUCAGCUGAUUGCGCGCGGAUGUCAGCCUACAUUUCACACCUCUGCGUCAAGGUUUAUCACAGCGACGAAUCCGCCGAACAUCCACAAGACGUUGGUACACUGAGCGUCUGUUCUCGACAACAACAACCACCGGAACGCCACGCCGGCACCAUCAACGAGAACAACGUAACUCGCAGCCAGGAAGACAUGGCUCGAAUCGAGAUGAGUGACUUCGACAACGACCAAUACUCCGACGUCAUAGUCAAGAUCUACGUAGGCGUCGAUGAGCAGUCAGACUGUCGGACGUUCCGCUGCCACAAGCUCGUACUCGGGAAGGAAAGCGACUUCUUUGAGAAAGCGUUCAACAAGAAUAGCAGAUUUGCAGAUGCCAACUCGGACGUGUGCAAAUUGUUCGAACAUAAUUUGGAUGUUAUGGAGGCCUACCUAAAGGGACGCUAUAGGUUCGCGCCGAGUAACGCGGAGACCGCGGACUGGGAAUUUAUGCUGGAGCUCGCUCACAUCGCGAGCAGGUAUAGAAAUUCUAAGGAGGCGAGACACUACUGGCACGAGUUCCGCUGUGCACUUAAGAAUACGUGGGAGAAUGCGCGCGCUACGGCGCUAGAGCACGCCACAGAGGUGCUGAAGAAGUUGUUGCUCUCUUAA